Mesocestoides corti is the source of this 621-nucleotide messenger RNA. NCBI's taxonomy places the organism in Eukaryota, Metazoa, Platyhelminthes, Cestoda, Cyclophyllidea, Mesocestoididae. The record is from the annotation of a GenBank genome assembly.
AUGAACGCUGCCGUCUUCGCGCACAACUUGCAGUAUUUCCUGGCCGCGGCUGUGACAUGCAACGGGCGAAUCGCAGGUCCUGGUGGUGGAACCAAGUCAUUUGAUCCCUACGAAGCCGCUCAAACAGUUUUUCCCACCCUCAUCCGUCCCCUCCAAAAGUAUAUGCGUGCGACCCGUCAGCAGUCCCGUCACCCCGUCGACUCGGUCAUCGACCACCUCGCCACCUGUCUCACCUUCGGUCUAUCGCCUCUGACUUUCCUUGAGCGUUUCAAUCCCUCGGCCUCAACCCCACAGCAGGACGCAGCGACGGCCGCCAACGCGCUGACCGUCGCCCGCAACAUCGCUCAACGUCAUCGACGACCUCUGACAAUCGCUGGUGGGAGCGGAGACGGAGAGGGCGAGUACAAACCCCCCGGCCCGCCUGUUGCACCGGGGGGACAGCAGGUGUGGAACAUUGUAGCCGAUCGCGGACUCUCGCGCGACCUCGCUGACGGGAUGGUCUUUCAACUAAAACGACAACACGGUAACUGCGAGAUCUCUCUUCUCUGCACGGUGCAUCGGCUACCUCUGCUGCAAUUACUUGAGGCUGGCGUCAAUGGCGGAUCCGGUCUGAUGGCUUGA